AUGGCGGUGGCUGGCAGCGGCGGCCUCCUGCCCGUGCUUCCCAGGCGGCGGCGCGGGGCGGACGCGGCGGCGCGACGACGCUGCGGCAGGGAAGCGGCGGCGCGGUGCGGACGCGGCGCAUCGUCGCUGCCGCCGUGCAGGAUUGUCAAUGAAGCAGCUAAGUUCAGAUAUCGGAGUGGAAAUGAAUUUAACUGUGGAGGCUUAACAAUUCGAACUCCUUAUGGUGCUGUUGGGCAUGGUGGUCACUACCAUUCACAGUCACCAGAGGCUUUCUUCUGUCAUGUUCCUGGACUCAAGGUUGUCAUACCGCGAAGUCCACGUGAGGCUAAGGGGUUGCUGUUGGCUAGCAUUCGAGACCCAAAUCCAGUUGUAUUUUUUGAGCCAAAGUGGUUGUAUCGUUUGGCUGUUGAAGAAGUUCCUGAGGAGGAUUAUAUGCUGCCCUUAUCUGAGGCAGAAGUGAUUAGGAAAGGAAGUGAUAUAACACUUAUUGGCUGGGGAGCUCAACUUGCAGUGCUGAAAGAAGCUUGUGAAGAUGCUGCAAAGGGUCCAAUCACCGGGGGGUUCGGCGCAGAGAUUGCUGCAUCCAUCACUGAGCGCUGCUUCCAGAGGGUAGUAAACCUUCCAGCUUUCUUACUGAAUGGAUGGAUUAUCUAUCGAACAGGUUCAGAUAUGCUGUACACUGUUCAGCCUGUUGAUAUCCUAAGAAAGGCAAAAGUUAUUGUUGCUCCAGCAAAGGCAACUGCUGCUGGUGGGGGUAAUGCACUGCUGGUGUUGCUCAAUGCAUUGUGA
This is a messenger RNA of Miscanthus lutarioriparius, 789 nucleotides long. The record is from the annotation of a GenBank genome assembly. Lineage: Eukaryota; Viridiplantae; Streptophyta; Magnoliopsida; Poales; Poaceae.